Messenger RNA from Effrenium voratum, 2708 nucleotides. NCBI's taxonomy places the organism in Eukaryota, Dinophyceae, Suessiales, Symbiodiniaceae. The record is from the annotation of a GenBank genome assembly.
AUGCAAUUGUUGAAUCAACUUGAUGAACGCAUGCUAGCUGCGAUUCUCAUGCAGCCAUGGUCGCAAUGGCCUCAUGGGGGUAACAACCCCACACGUCAUGAUGAGCUUUGUUUGCACCUGGCACGACUCCGAUGUGAGCGCAACACGGAGGAGAUCACUGUGCGUGGAGAAUGCGAGGCACUGUUGGCCGAUGCCGUGCAGCUUAGAGCGGACCGCAAAGAGCUAGAAGAGGAGGUUGUACGAUGGCAGCGAAGAGCAACGCUGGAAGCUGAUGUCGAAGAAAAAAGCAGUGCAAGGAGUGAGAAAAUCCAACGUGCUCUGGUGGCCGAGCUGCAGGAGGGUCAAAGCGAGCUCAAAGCAGCCUCUGUAUCUCUCCGUGGAGUCGCAGCGGAUUGGGUCAUCGAAGAUGAACCAGAAAAGCGGCUGGAAAGAGCAGAGGCCGAAUGUCGUCAUGCGAAGGACUUAGAGGCCGAAUAUGACGAGGCAGUCAAUGCUGCGAAACAGCUCGCGCAACGACUUCACACCAAGUUGGCAUCCUUCAAAAAUGAGGAGGUGCCAGAUGCAGUGCGAAGCAGUGCAGGGCAGCCAAGCAGUGGACAUGGGCUUCAGGACCUGGAGAGGCUUCGCCAGGAAGUCCGCCUUCUCACGGUUCAGGUGGAGAUUGCGGAGCAAGAAUGCGGGGAAGAGGCCAAGCUGCUGGUGCAGAGCAAGGCCACCGAGCUUCCACGGUUGCGCGCUGCGGAGCGAGAAAGGCAGCAACUUGUUGGCAGGCUGGGGCAGGCUCGCUACGACAGGGACAACUUGGAGAGGAGCUACACCAGGAUCGUGAAUGGACUUCGCGAACAUGAGGUACGCAUGGAGCACCAGGCCGAAGAGCUCAACACUGGGCUUCACACCUGUCGGCUUGAGGGCGAGGAGAUGGUCGCUACGAUGAAGGACAAUGACCGUAACAUCGCAGAAAUGCGAAAAGAACGCUGGGAGACAGAGGCGUUCAUUGAGCAUCUCAGCAACCAGGUUGCCCGACUAGAGGAUGAGCGCAACUCUCUCAAGUCCAGUCUUGGGGGCUCAGGCAGUGCUUUGAUGGGUAUAGACCAUGACGUGAAGGCAUCAGUCCUUGCUCUCGACUCUCGGGACCCGGACGUCAUCUCCAAGCGGGAGCUGGAGGUGCAAAAAGAAUUGCUACAAGAUGAGGCAGACACUGAGGCCAUCGCCCAAGAGAUUGAAGAGCAGGAGGAAGCAUUACUUAAGGCGCUCUGUCAGAGUGAUUACGACUUGGGAGCCAUUGGCGUGGGCAGGUUCAAGCUUGCAAGCCUUUGCUUUCCAGAUGAUGCCUGUGUGCCGAGCGCGCAGAGCUGCAGGAACGAGCAUCGGAUGCGGCAAGUUUUCGGGGACCUCACCAACACGGUGCAUGAGCCAAGGGAAUCGAAGGUGUUCAGCCACGAGUGCGCAUUUGGAGCUCACAGCCCAGAGCUGCUGAACAGUUGCAUGAAAAAGCUUCACGACAUCUGGGCAGCUGCCACUGAUGGAAAUCGGCUGUACGCUUGGCACGCCCUUCCAAAGGCCCCAGUCUUUCAGGGCUUGGCUGAAGACCUGGACGUCAACUCGGACAACGAGGAAGACUUGUGCAAGAGCAGUCGUAGGCACCUUGUGGAAACCAAGAAGGGUGCUCCAAGAAGUACCAUUGCAUUGACUCCCGGAAACUCACCAGACUCGAGCAGGUCUCCACGCAACAGUGAGGAUUUCUGCUUGGAGGGAGCUACGCCAACCAGGCUGACAUCUAUUUUGCAAGAGAAGGAUCGGGACGACUGUUGUGACCUGCAGGAUUCGAGCCAAUGGCUCGAGGCAGUCCACUUGACAACAGAGAGGCCUUGGCCACUUGCCGGAGCCAUCCUGUCAAAGAUGGUAGCAGCAGAGCGUGUGCUGGCGGUAAACUGGCUUCUUCAAGCAUGCGAAGCGAUGAACUUCUCGAAGGCAGUUGCCUUUUCAGCCGUCUCCUUGUUGGACCGGUACGCGGAGACGCUCCUCACUAUGACGACCAUGCAGGAAAUGCAGGCGGUGUCCUCGCCAAUGCUGGGCAACAAACCUCAGAGAUGUACGGUCUUGCUGCUGACGGUGAUCUGCAUUGCGCUGAAAGUGGACGGACUCAGCGAGGUGCGUGUUCCUCUCCGUCAGCUGCUGGCGCACUUGGGUCAAUACAGGGUGCCUGUCGACUUGGUGCUGAAGAAGGAGCGUGAGGUUCUAGAGUCUUUGCACUUUCAAGUUUCGGCUCCGACCGUGAUUGAUAUGCUGGGCUUGCUGACCGCCAUGGCACAAGGCACUGAGGAUGCAUGCGGCUGCAGUUUCUGCAGUUCCGAUCCGGAGGUUGAACAGCUAGCAGAAGAGCUCUUGCAGCUGGCGCUGUAUGAGGUUGAUUUCUUGUACCAGUUCUCACCGCCGUUUCUGGCAGCAAGUGCUGCGUACUUGGCAUGUUUGCAGGCUGAUGUCCGACCCUGUCGUGCGCAACAACGCAAGCUGCUACGAAGUCUCCGAGUUGGUCGGAGAUUUGAAGGUGCCACAGCACCGUUCAAGCAUCGCCAUCACCAUUGCAUAUAGUUGGUUGAGGUGGGGAUUGCUGAAGGGGAGGUCAGCGCGAUGAAUUAGCCUAGACCCGGGGGCGGGGCAUUGCUUAGGGGGAGAUUAGCUCCAUCAAUAGACCCGGGGAUGGAUAC